This is a messenger RNA of Eublepharis macularius, 746 nucleotides long. It is a transcript of the gene GNG13, whose product is annotated as G protein subunit gamma 13. Bases 6 to 209 code for a protein of 67 amino acids. The record is from RefSeq and is a predicted model, not a curated record. Gene Ontology annotation, molecular function: G-protein beta-subunit binding. Gene Ontology annotation, biological process: phospholipase C-activating G protein-coupled receptor signaling pathway; sensory perception of taste. The transcript has 2 exons. Gene Ontology annotation, cellular component: heterotrimeric G-protein complex. Lineage: Eukaryota; Metazoa; Chordata; Lepidosauria; Squamata; Eublepharidae.
CCUCCAUGGAUGAAUGGGAUGCUCCUCAGUGGAAAAAAGAGAUCGAAAGCCUUAAGUACCAGCUGGCUUACAAGCGAGAGAUGUCCUCCAAAACCAUCCCUGAAUUCCUUAAGUGGAUAGAAGAUGGCAUUCCAAACGACCCGUUUCUGAAUCCAGAACUGAUGAAGAACAACCCCUGGGUGGAGAAAGGAAAAUGCACCCUCCUCUAACCCCUCCCACUCACGGUGGAAAAAUGGCUUCCCUUUGAUGCUCCAGCCUGUGUGAAGGCUGACUCGCCUGCUGUCCUGUUGCUGCUUGCUUUCCUCUAGGGCUAAACUGACCAACUUCCUCCUCCUCCACUUCCGAGAGGGUGGCCAUCAGUCUUUUCCAAAGUUUUCUCUUCAGAUUAAAAACAGAGGCAUGCUGGCCCCAUCACACCCACAUUCUCAGGAACGGGGCUGUGUUUUUUGGGGCCACAGGGAGGCGUCCAGGUUUUCCCCCUUCCUAACUGCUGCAGCACAGAUCACAGAGGGGGAAUCCUGGUGUAUCCUCUCUCAGGAUGAUGUCACUGUCUGCAAACGGAGGGAGGAGAAUCAAUGCAGGGCUGGGGGUUCCCUUCUUCAAUGGGCACUGAAUGGCAGACACAUCCGCUACAGUGGCUUGUUAUGUAUCCCAAGGACACCUCUGUUUAACCCUUCUUAUGUCACAGUACGGUGGUCUGCAGGGCUGACUCUUUGGGAAUUGCUGAGCUAACUUGCCCAAGGAGG